Messenger RNA from Canariomyces notabilis, 909 nucleotides. RefSeq lists its product as uncharacterized. Gene Ontology annotation, molecular function: copper ion binding. The record is from RefSeq and is a predicted model, not a curated record. Bases 1 to 909 code for a protein of 302 amino acids. NCBI's taxonomy places the organism in Eukaryota, Fungi, Ascomycota, Sordariomycetes, Sordariales, Chaetomiaceae. Gene Ontology annotation, cellular component: extracellular region. The transcript has 4 exons. Gene Ontology annotation, biological process: superoxide metabolic process.
AUGCGCGUUUCGGAGAGCUUGUCGCUUCUGCUGGCCACGGCCGGCACCCAAAUCGCCGCCCAAAGCUUGACGACAACGAGCGCGGCCCCGACCAGCACAGCCACGCCAGAGAGUCCAGAGACGGGCCAACUCGGAGACGCCACAGUAGUCAACAACAACCCUGUUGGUGUUGUGUACAAGGCUACUCUACCCGAGUCUGCCUUCUUCAAACCCGCCUACCCCGACGGCGGUAACAUCGAGGGCGAGAUCACGGCAGUGGCCAACCCUGACGGAAGGGGUGUGCUCUUCACCCUGAAACUCAGCAACCUGCCCAAGAUUGGCGAACCCCUCCCCUACCACCUUCACGUGGCCCCUGUGCCGGAGAACGGCAACUGCACGGCGACUCUUGCGCAUCUCGACCCCUUCAUCCGCGGCGAGGCGACGCCCUGCGAUGCCGACCACCCCGAGACGUGCCAGGUGGGCGACCUGAGCGGCAAGUACGGCGCCAUCUCGACCGAUGAGGACACGUGGGAGGACUCGUACGUCGAUCUGUACGCGUCGACGCUCGAGGGCAUCGGAGCCUUCUUUGGCAACCGCAGCAUUGUCAUCCACUACCCCAACAAGACGAGAAUCACCUGCGCCAACUUUGAGAAGGUGGAAGGUGAUGAGAGCGGCACCACCACCACCAGCACCGUGGUGCUACCGACAUUCACCUCGGCCAACGUCACUGUCGCCCCGACCGGCGGCAGCCCCAUUCCGCCUACUACCCCGCCCGCGCCGACAACGACUGCGCCGGUCAUUGGCGCCGCGGCGGGCUUGAAGGUCGGAAUUGCGGGCGCUGUCGCCUUUGGCGCGGCGAUGGUGUUCAUGCUCCUCCCGUUGCGGGCCUGGUAUUUUGCCAGGGCCAGGGUCGUGGGUUUUGACAGCUGA